Molecule: messenger RNA, 858 nt
Organism: Coniophora puteana RWD-64-598 SS2
Lineage: Eukaryota; Fungi; Basidiomycota; Agaricomycetes; Boletales; Coniophoraceae
Product: mRNA triphosphatase CET1
Exons: 5
Coding region: 1-858 (285 amino acids)
Biological process (GO): polynucleotide 5' dephosphorylation; 7-methylguanosine mRNA capping
Cellular component (GO): mRNA capping enzyme complex
Molecular function (GO): polynucleotide 5'-phosphatase activity
Source: RefSeq, a predicted model, not a curated record
AUGUCGAGCGCUACUGGUGGCAGCAUGCCGCCGCUGUCGCUCUCCAUCCUCGGCGUCGAGCCAAUCGACGAGUUCAUAUGCGAAAUCGCGGACUUUGUGCACCAUAUGAUCAUGACGCGGCCGAACAUGGGUCCAGACGCGAAGAUCGAGGUGGAGGCCAAGAUUGGCGUAAUGAGGGACAAGACGUCAGGGCAGAGACUUAGUCUGCCGCUGCUUGUCGAGACCAUCCUGACGCCGAACGAGAUCGACCUCCGCUUCGAGUCUAACAUGUCAGCAAUGCAGCACAAACACUUCAACGGCCUCCUCAACGAGCUCAUGCGUAUCUCGUCGCAGCCCUCGCACCCCGCCUCGCCGCUCGAGUACAAACACGUCAAGCUCGUCGACUCCUUCUAUUCCCCCGACACGGGCGCGGGUGCGGCCAAGGAGAAGACGCGCGUAACGCGCGACGAGAAGUCGGGCACGGUGAUCGAGUGCAUGCGCAAGAUGCGCCUCGGCGACCUCAACAUCUACAGCCCAAAGCGCGCCGCCGACUGGCGCGUGUCUGUCAACCUCGAGGUGCCAGUAUCGCAUCCGAUAGGGAGCCCUUCGUAUGCUCGGCGGAAGGACAGAAUAUGUUAUUCGCAUGAGGAGUUCAAUAUCGACUUGACGCAAGUUACUUCGUCGUCGUCACAAGGCCAGGAAGUCUUGCACGAACUGGAGGUCGAGUUUGCGCGGCCAGUAUUCCUAAUGUCAGCAGCAAUGAAACGUGGUGACCCCAGCGUGCCCGAGAAUGAGCGGAAUGCAUUCGACGAACUGAUCCGAGCGUUCGUAAACAAUGCAAGAAUCCUGGUCAAAAACGCGAAUGAGGGCUGGCGAUGA